Penicillium brevicompactum is the source of this 1920-nucleotide messenger RNA. RefSeq lists its product as uncharacterized. The record is from RefSeq and is a predicted model, not a curated record. The transcript has 2 exons. The coding region runs from base 1 to 1920 and encodes 639 amino acids. Lineage: Eukaryota; Fungi; Ascomycota; Eurotiomycetes; Eurotiales; Aspergillaceae.
AUGCCUCCAAGCGGGCUGGAAAGGGUCCCGCAAAGAGCGUACACCCCCCGCCCAAGGACCCCCGAGACCGGUGCCAUGCGAAAUCAUGGCAUCUCUCCCAAGGGAAAACAACCCCGAAAAUCUGAUAGCACUCGACCAUCAGACCGCAAACGGCGAGUCUCCACCUCCUCAGUCUCAAGUGUCUCCUCAGUGUCAUCUCUUGAAGAAUUGAGCGAUGGUGAUGGUGAUGACUCGGAAGAAGAUGCAGAUGACGAGCAAGAACCGGCUGUCCGGGCCCCGUCUUAUGGCCGCCGUAGAGACACCAAGGCGGGGCGCCAACAAAACAGAACCAAAAGACGCCGUGUUGUGCAAGAUGACAGCAGUGACGGCAGUGAUGGCAGCGACUCUGAGAGCUCAGAUGAUGUCUAUGCCGGCGUUGACUACAUCACAGAUGCCGAGGAUGAGGAACAAGAGAUGGAGAAAAUGGAGGAGAUGAUGAUCAUGGAGUCUGAAAAGAACCCUCGGCCUUUGCCCAGCUCCGAAUUCAAUGAUGAUCUGUGGACAGCGAAUGCGUUCGAUGAUAACAUGUUCCUCCCAGCUGCCUCCUUCUUCGACGAAGAGCACCUUUACAGCGCCAUGGACACUUUCGGCGAGCCCGAUGUGCCUAGUGAAGCGGUGGAAACACCGGCCACCCGACGCGUACACUUCGAGGAGCGAUCUGACUCGUCCUCUGAUAGUGAUUCACACACUGAUGAUGAUAUCCCUGGGGACUUCUUGCAGCAAGACAGUCUUGAUCCCCAGCUCCGUCGGAUGAUUGAAAACGACAAUGAGAAUUACCGUAGAAACAACCGUCGCCAAUCCGAAGAGAUGUUUGGCGACGUUGACUACGGUCAUGGAAACAUCUAUCAUGUCGAAUCCGAGGGCUCCUCCGAGGGAAGCCUGAGCGGCUAUGAAAGCGACGAUGGCGACACUACAGACGAAGAUCUUCCCCCACCUGCAACCAUCACCCACCCUCGAUCGCUUCUUCGUCGUGAUUCAUCUGACUCCUUGGCCCCUACGGGCGAUGACAAGAGUGACAGUGUGCCCCGUCGACGUGGGCCCAUCAUGGGAACCUUCACCACAGACCCCCACAAGCCAGUGGCUUUGGUCGACUGCACUGGCAAGCAUCUUGUCAUUAUCCCUGCGUACGCUUCUUCACGCCACGACUGGCUGGACUCUGCCGCCAACAGCAUGCCCGGCACUGCGAAUACCAGCCCUCGUCAAACUACACUGCACCUUGUCGACGAGAGUGACACGGAUGCACUUGCGUCUCCCAAUCAAACCGACUUCAGCCCUAUGCUGGCUUCGAGUGCCAAUCUCAUGAUGACCGCUUUGGGCAAUGACCUGACACCAGGAGGUCAAGUUAUGGGCCCCCCUGAGGCAUUCUACCCUUCUCAAGAUUUCACCAUCGACAGCUCGUUCGAAGAGGACGACGAGGAAGAUCCCGAAUCUGCUCUCAACGUCGAUGAUUUCAUCGACUUUGGGAACGGCUCCUCGGAUGACGAUGAUGAUAUGAACCAUAACUACCCGGAAUCCGCUCAGGCAUCCCCAGGAACUGCUCCAUCUGCCAAAUCCAUGGGUACACCCACGCCUACCCGCAAGUCCGAGUCUCAGCCUACCAACAACGAAGAGCGAUUCCUCAAUCAUCUUGACAAAGGCAUUGUGACCGCCUUCCGUCGCAACCACAACCGCUACCAAGCGCUCCUCCGCCUCCCCCAACACCGCGAGUUCAUGCCCGCGAACUCCCCAGCGCGCCCUGCUAGUGUAUUCCGACACGCAAAAACCACAGACCAGCGCACUCCUACGCGCAAGCGCAAGUCCAACACCAUUGCUGGUGGCGAAGCUGUGCGACGUAAGCUGAUGGACGCUCAGCAGCGUCGCUCCUCUCAGCUCCCGCUCUAA